AUUUUAUUUAAUGAAUGAAGAUGAAAUAAAGUAAAUGGUUGAAAAAUAUAAAUUGAGAAAAGAGAAUUUCGAUUUAUAUAGACCAAAUAAGAAAUACUAUUUUGAAAAUUCAGAUGAAUUAUUUGCUAAAGCCUAACUUUAGGAAUAAUAAAAUUUUCUAAAAUCUUUUAAUCAUUAUUAAGAUUUACCUAGAGCAUCUGUCAAUAUAAUUGGGGCCAGAAGAUAAAAAGAAUUUGCAUCAGGAUAUUUUUUUAUCACAAUUCCUGCUUCAUAUAUAAUUGGAAGAAUUUUAGCAAAUGAAAAAUAUGGGAUUUAUAAUGCUAAUCAUAGAAUUAGAAGAAUGAGAAUAUAUACAUAUCUUGGCUUUGUUUUAAUUGGAAUAAUUUAUCUACCCACUACUCCAGUUUUUACUCCCCAGAAUUCAGGAAUAUUCUAGCCAUAAUUUUAUGAAAAAAAAGUCUAAAGAGAUCUGGAUUUAAAUUUAAAUCUUUAUUAAAAUGUUGAUACAAUUAUAAACAAAGAUCAAGAACCAAGUUGGGAUGAUUUUUAAAGAGUAUUAAAAAAUGUUUAGAAAAAAACUCUUAUGAAUGUGAAAGUUUGA
Messenger RNA from Paramecium sonneborni, 601 nucleotides. The record is from the annotation of a GenBank genome assembly. NCBI's taxonomy places the organism in Eukaryota, Ciliophora, Oligohymenophorea, Peniculida, Parameciidae.